CGCGCCAAGGAGGUGGAGCGAAGGGUGGCUCCUGAGGCUCCGCCCACCCCACAAGACUGAGUGGUGUUGGUCUCUGGACCCUAGUUGUUUUGCUGCUCAGGCAGUUGACUACAUCCCAGAUGGCUUCGGAUUCCGGGGACGGUGGGACAAUGUGCGCGCUGGAGUUUGCAGUGCAGAUGACCUGUCAGAGCUGUGUGGACUCGGUGCGCAGGACCCUGCAAGGGGUGACAGGUGUCCAGAGUGUGGAGGUGCAAUUGGAGAACCAAAUGGUGUUGGUGCAGACCACUCUUCCCAGCCAGGAGGUGCAAGCACUCCUGGAAAGCACAGGGAGACAGGCUGUACUCAAGGGCAUGGGCAGCAGUCAGUUUCAGAACCUAGGAGCAGCAGUAGCCAUUCUGGAGGGCCAGAACGCCAUACAGGGUGUGGUCCGCUUCCUACAGCUGACCUCUGAGCUCUGCCUGAUUGAGGGAACCGUUGAUGGCCUGCCGCCUGGGCUGCAUGGGUUCCAUGUCCAUCAGUAUGGGGAUCUCACAAGGGAUUGCAAUAGCUGUGGGGACCAUUUUAACCCUGAUGGAACAUCUCAUGGGGGCCCUCAGGACACUGAUCGGCACCGGGGAGAUCUGGGCAACAUCCUGGCUGAGGCUGACGGCCGAUCCACCUUCCGGAUAGAGGAUAAACAGCUGAAGGUGUGGGAUGUGAUUGGCCGCAGCCUGGUUAUUGAUGAGGGAGAAGAUGACCUGGGCCGGGGAAACCAUCCGUUAUCCAAGAUCACAGGCAACUCUGGCAAGAGGUUGGCCUGUGGCAUCAUAGCACGCUCUGCUGGCCUCUUCCAGAAUCCCAAGCAGAUCUGUUCCUGUGAUGGCCUCACUAUCUGGGAGGAGCGAGGCAGGCCCAUUGCUGGUGAAGGCCGAAAAGACUCCUCAGCCCAGCCCCCUGCUCACCUCUGAUCAGGGCCUCAUCUCAGGUUAUUUUGUCCCCCGGCUGAAUGUCUACCCGCAGAGGGGACAGGGUAGGGGUUGCUGUAUCCUUAGCAAAUUAAAUAGUUAUUUUCAUAUAGUA
Molecule: messenger RNA, 1059 nt
Organism: Onychomys torridus (southern grasshopper mouse)
Lineage: Eukaryota; Metazoa; Chordata; Mammalia; Rodentia; Cricetidae
Gene: Ccs
Product: copper chaperone for superoxide dismutase
Exons: 8
Coding region: 120-947 (275 amino acids)
Biological process (GO): removal of superoxide radicals
Molecular function (GO): copper ion binding
Source: RefSeq, a predicted model, not a curated record